Molecule: messenger RNA, 2039 nt
Organism: Astyanax mexicanus (Mexican tetra)
Lineage: Eukaryota; Metazoa; Chordata; Actinopteri; Characiformes; Acestrorhamphidae
Gene: allc
Product: allantoicase
Exons: 11
Coding region: 221-1426 (401 amino acids)
Biological process (GO): allantoin catabolic process
Molecular function (GO): allantoicase activity
Source: RefSeq, a predicted model, not a curated record
AUAUAUGUAAAUAAUCUGCUCAACUACACUACAGACACUCAGUAUUUGUUUUCAACCUGACUCUGAGCAGACAGACAGUUGUGAACUUGUGUACUUUGCUCCGUUCCGCUGUUCAGUAAACAGUUGUUCGCCUGACAGACCCAGCAGCAGCAGGUAACGCUUUUCUGUCACAUAAAUCUUCUGAGGCUUGUAAGAUUUUUAAAAGCAUUUCAAACUCAGAAUGGCAAACCGAUCAGCUGUGAAAUUGAACUCCAGUCAACCAGAUUUUCUACAGUUCAACGACCUGGCCUGUGAGACUGUCGGAGGAAAGGUGAUUUUUGCCACUGAUGAGUGGUUUGCCCCUGCUCUGAACCUUGUAAAGAAAGGGCCUCCUGAGUUUAUAGCCUCAGCUUUCACUGAGUUUGGCAAAUGGAUGGACGGUUGGGAAACAAGGAGAAAGAGAAUUCCAGGUCAUGAUUGGUGCAUUGUGGAGCUGGGAGUGCCUGGUGUCAUUUAUGGAUUUGAUGUGGACACAUCGUACUUCACAGGAAACUACGCACCCUCCAUUUCCAUUCAGGCUGCUUGUCUCGACAAGCUGCCUUUGCCGUCUUUAUGUCUUGAUGGAGACCGUACAGGAAUGGCUGCUUCAGAGAGCCAGUUUAAAGCUGUAUCAGAGCUUCACUCAGAGAACUGGGAGGAGAUUGUAGCAGUGACAAAGCUGAAGCCUGGAUACGCCGAUUCAUGCCAUAACUACUUCAGUGUGAACUUCCCCCGCAGAGUCACCCACAUUCGACUGAACAUGUAUCCUGAUGGAGGUAUUGCAAGACUGCGGGUGUAUGGCAUUGGUCAGAGAGACUGGUCCUCUGCACCCAGUCAAGAGGAGGUGGAUCUUGUUGCCCUGGUUAAUGGAGGAGUGUGUGUAGGCUACAGUGAUGCACAUUUUGGACACCCACGCAACAUGAUCGGUUUAGGAAGGGGUGACAACAUGGCUGAUGGGUGGGAAACAGCUCGACGCUUGGAUCGUCCCAAAGUGUUAAAAGUGGACAAGAGAGGCAUCUUGCAGGUCCCUGGUUUUGAGUGGGCCAUCUUCAGACUUGGGCAUCUUGGUGUGAUCAACAGAAUUGAGAUAGACACCAAUCAUUUCAAAGGUAAUUUCCCUGAUUCAUGUCAAAUUGAGGCCUGCCAGUUAACUCCAGAACAGGAACAGACCUUUAUGAGCCGCAGGUGGAGCAAUAGCAACGGCCCCAUCUGGAGAAAGCUUCUUCCUCCUCAGAAACUCAAGCCUCACUACAGGCACUUCUAUUCUGGAGACUCUGUGCUGAAAUGUGGGUCUGUUACUCACGUGCGGGUGCUGAUAGCUCCUGAUGGAGGGGUCAGUCGGCUCAGGCUGUGGGGUCAGCCAAUUUUCAGUGGCUCAGGCAAUCCUUACACAGCCUCAAAACUGUAACCUGAUCAUGUGUGUUAAGAAAAAGGUACAGUAAGUCCAUAGUAGGCGUGGACAAGGUAAAAAACAUUAAACUGUACAGAACAAUAUAUAAAAAUAUAUUUUUUGGAAAUGUUGAAACAUUUAAUAAAAUUCAAUACGGACAUUGCAUUGGUGAAUCAAACUUUUAUAAUUUCCUCACCUCAGUGCUGUUUGUGAAGAUAAGGGCUCUUAUGCAACUAAACAACUAACUCUAUUCGUCUAUUUAUAUGGGUAGUUAUAGAAAAUUAACCCUGCAUUCAUUUAAAGCAAUUUUAAAUAGGCUUUGAAAUUCAUUGUGAAUUUAUGGGAAUACUUAAUUGACAAAAACACAUAACACCUGUUUAACAUAUAAAUACAUAUAAUAAACACAUAAUAGUAUAAACAGUAUUUCUAUAAACAUGAUAUAGAAGUAAAUUCCUUAGUUAUAUUUUCAUAAGACUCUCUUUAUUUUACCUGUAUUGGGCCAAAGGAUAAAAAAAAAACACCAACAUCAAAAAAACUAUGUAACUUUGGGGCCCCCUGGUGGUACAAUGCCUUACCUGUUACCAAGUCAUCUGUUUUGUUCUGUCAGAUGAAUAAACAGUUUGUGGUUCAA